UUUAGGAUGUGUCGAAAUGUCGGAGGAAAUAAAACAAAAAAGUUCCUAUAAACUCUUGGUGGCUGCUAUUGACUUUGGCACAACUUAUUCUGGAUAUGCCUAUUCUUUCAAGGACAACUGGGCAAAAGUUGUGGCAAAUAAGUGGGCAAGUGGGAACCUAAUGUCUCACAAAGCACCGACAGCUCUCCUCUUAAAUCCAGACCAAUCGUUUAAUUCAUUUGGAUAUGAAGCAGAGAAAAAUUAUUCUGAACUUGAUGAAUAUGGGGGAAAAUGCGAGGACUAUUACUUUUUCCACAGAUUUAAGAUGAUUUUGAAAACAGAAUUAGAGAAGAGAGUCAAUAGAAAAACCAAAUGUAUGGAGGAAAACAAAAAGGAGCUGGAUGCUAUUGUGGUCUUUACCCACUGCAUACGAUAUUUGAAAGAUCAUCUUCUUGAAGAAAUAAAUAAAACCCUUGUAACGAAAUCGGAAACAAAAAUUGAAGUAAAAGACAUCACUUUUGUCAUCACUGUGCCAGCAAUUUGGGAUGAUACAGCAAAAAUGUUCAUGAGAAAAGCUGCAGAAGCGGCUGAAAUUCCGAGUGAUCAGUUGCUUCUAGCACUGGAACCAGAGGCUGCAUCUAUUUAUUGCCAAUAUAUGCACUUGGAAAAUCCGGACAAUACGAAGAAAAAAGAAAGUAUCAACUCUAAGUACAUGGUUCUUGAUAUUGGAGAUACUAAAAUAAUUCAAAAAUUGGUAAAAAUUGGACUAAUUCCGGCAACCGGCGGGGCAUGGGGAGGCACAUGUGUAGAUAAAGCGUUCCACAAAUUUCUGGAGAACAUUUUGGGUGAUGAGGUCAUGGAGAAGUUUUCGUCGGAUAUAGAUUACAAAGAUGACUAUUUCACAUUCUGGCAAGGUUUUGAGACCAAGAAAAGUAACAAAAUAGGAACAGCUGUUAGUGACAAUGUUCAUAUAAGGCUUCCAUUGGGAUUAGAGGAUAUUGUUAAAGAAGUUUUUAACUAUAAACACAUGAAAAGGGGCGAACCAAUAAAACGAUGUAUUGAAAAGUCUAUUUACAAUGGCAAGAUAGAAUACAAAGAAAAGUUUCGGGGAAAGCGUUUGGUCAUACCCGAGCAAGCAGAUUUGGCUGUUCUGAAGGGAGCGGUAUAUUUUGGUCAUAUUCCAGACGCUAUUUCUAAACGGGUUGCUAGGUAUACCUAUGGCAUUCAAACUUGGCCGAAAUUCGACCAAUCCAAACACGAUUUAAAGAAAAAAGAGAUGGUUUCCGGAGAAGAAAGGUGUAGAGAUGUCUUUUUAAAAUUUAUUUCCAAAGGAGAUCAUAUUGAACCUGGAAUGAGGAAGUCAUACAUUUUUAAAUCGCUGCAAAAUGAAAAGAGGAAAUUAGAGUGUGGGGUAUUUAUAUCGAAUUCCGAAGACCCUACAUAUAUUGAUGAAAAAGGAUGCUGCAAAUUAGGAACAUUAGAAAUUCCAAUGGGCGAUCGAAGUGAAACAACUGAAAUUGAAGAAUCUAUUAUUUUUGGAGAAACGGAAAUUCGAGUGAAAGCCUGUAACUUUACUACUGGAGAGCGAUACGAGGUGAAAUUUGAUUUGCUGGCUGAGGAUAUUGAUAUGCCCGAUAGCAGGACUUGGAGUGUGCACUGAA
Messenger RNA from Saccostrea cuccullata (small rock oyster), 1640 nucleotides. RefSeq names its product heat shock 70 kDa protein 12A-like. The record is from RefSeq and is a predicted model, not a curated record. The transcript is spliced from 6 exons. NCBI's taxonomy places the organism in Eukaryota, Metazoa, Mollusca, Bivalvia, Ostreida, Ostreidae. The coding region runs from base 17 to 1639 and encodes 540 amino acids.